UUACGGUCAUUCAUGGAAAUCUAUCGAAGAUGGCUGAAGUGCGACCGUGUUUAUUCUUGCUAGUGAUGAUUGUCUCCCAACGGUUGGUUACUGGAUCGCCAUCAGGAAGUUCAGUUUUAUGUAACUUAUUUUGCGACGAUGACGAUUCAUCCAGUGAUGACGAUUAUGGCCUCUUAGAUGUAUUACUCGAUCCCUGCUUCGCCUGUCCAAGUGGGUCAUCAGAUUCUGAUAGUAGUCCAUCAGAUUCUGCCGAUGAAGCCGGUAGUACACCCACUAAACCACCAGCACCGCUCAACCUGAUGAUACCACCAGCCAACGGCCUCAACGUGUCCCUAGAAAACAUCGGUGGUUCAUGGUGGUUGAAUUUAUUCCCAUGGGCUGGUGGAUCCUCUGCAGAAGCGACGACGCCUGCAGCAACCACUGCUGCUCCCGCUGCCACUACGGCUGCUAAUGAGACUGAAACCACAGCCGCACCGGCAGCGUAAAAAAAAAGAAAUUAAAUUAUUAUUAAAUAUUGUAAUAGUUUAUUAUUAUUUUAUAUUAAAUUAAUUAUUACGAGUAUUAUUAAAUAAUAGUAAUAAAGUAAAAUAUUAUUAA
This is a messenger RNA of Galleria mellonella (greater wax moth), 597 nucleotides long. RefSeq lists its product as uncharacterized. The record is from RefSeq and is a predicted model, not a curated record. The transcript has 3 exons. Bases 30 to 485 code for a protein of 151 amino acids. Lineage: Eukaryota; Metazoa; Arthropoda; Insecta; Lepidoptera; Pyralidae.